UUGGAAUUCUCUGCACCAGAAACCCUAGCAGAGCUCACUCACUUCACUCGAAGCUAUUGAAAUGCCAGGCCCGGCUUCUGAUUCUUCAGCCACCGGUGCUCUAAUCUUAUCCUCGUCGGAGGCCCGAGAAGUGGUCUACCCUAUCCGGCAUGACCUUAAGCCACCAAUAGCUCGAUUAUCCAUCUCCUGGGCCAGAGGCAACUCUUUCCGCGUUUCCAUUUUCAGGCAGCAGGGUGGUGAAAAUUCUGCAGACUCUGAUGAAGAAGUUGGCGGGCAAGUUUUGGAGGUGAAGAUCAGAGACGGGGACGGAGAAAUUGGUGCUGCAGAGUUUCGGAGGAUCGCGUACGGUUCAGUCUCGCCAUUUGCGCUUCUUCAGAGCCGGAAGAAUAUGGCUUCGGGCUUGUCGAAGAUGUCCAUGGGUUUAUCGCGGUUUAAUCCGGAAGGGUGGGAAUACGUAACGGAGUAUAGCAAGGAUAUAAGUUCAAUUCUUGGUAAUCCGAAGUCACUUCCUAGCUCGGCUAUCGAGGAUCCACUGGAAGUUUUGAAGAAAGUCGAGGAGCCUACUUGUCUGAAAGCUGCUUGGGAGCUGAUGGAUGUGUUUUAUGCAGACAAGCAGUCGCAUUGGUGGCUUAAUGAACGCCUUGUUGAUUGGUUAGCUGAAUAUGAUAGCGUCCUCUCAACCACACAAUCAACUGUCUAUUCAAAGCUUGUUGAAUUCCAGAAAGAACUUCAUAACUCACAGGUAGUUGAGGAUAAUCCAAGUUAUUGGGAUGUGAUUUCAUCAGCAUUAGCUGUUGGCUGGCAAGAGAUUGUGGUGAAACUGUUGCGCCUGCAUGGAUCUUAUCAGCUGGACCAACUUAGCAAUCGGGAGACAGAGAAUGGACUGGUAGAGGCAGUGGCUAUGCUUAUUUCAAAAAUGCCACGCAUGCGCCCUGAGUUGAAUUCUGGUGGACUUGGUGAAUGCUUCAAGACCAAGCCUGAUUUCAUCAAGGCAUGGGAAAAAUGGCGGUCCCACAUAACUAAGUUGGAUGGCAGUGGGUUCUGGGUUCACUGUGCUCAUGGUCAGACCAGGGAAGGUUUACGGAAUAUGCUUCAGAUCAUUCUAGGAAAUGUUGAGAGCCUCAGUGGUGCGACCUGCACUUGGAUGGAGCUGUAUAUCUCUCAGCUUUUAUAUGUUAGACCAUUCACGAUGGGUUUAGAAAGCAUGUACAACCUGGCAGAAAGAUGCAUGCAAUUAAGACCAGCUUCUAAUACUGAUCGCUUGAUGGGGCUAAUGAUUGGAAUUCUCGGAGAAAGUACAGAGGUUGUUUUAGCGAAGUGUUCUGGAGGAUUUGGCCCCUGGAUGGUUACACAUGCCAUGGAAUUGUUGACUGAAGAGAGUGAUCAAGCAGAAACUCUUCUACAUGAAGAGCGCCAUGAUCUUGGAGGAAUUAGUAUAGUGGAACUUCAUCGUCUUGUUUAUGCUCAAGUUCUCUGUUCACAUGCAUUUACUUGGCAGAUAGCUCCAAUUUACUUGACAUCAUGCGCAAAGCAGGGAAUUGGUUUUUUAGAAACUUUGUUGUACAACCAACCCGUUCAACAUAAUGGUGUCCUACUUAAGAAUUUAGAGAUAUGUCGUUUAUAUGAACUUGACGGUCUUAGCUCAAAUAUUAUGAAGAUUGCUGGAGUUUACCAUUGGAAGCAUGGUAGGAAAGGUUGUGGAGUUUUUUGGCUUAGGCAAGCUAGGGAUGAAAUUCGUCUUAACAAGAUUGCCCAGCAAUUGUUUGAUUCAGUUGGAAAGUCAAUAUCAGAUGAAAGUUUCAAGCAAUGGGAAGGUCUAAUUGAAUUGUUGGGUUCUGAAUCUAAGAAUACUGGAGGUCUUGAGUUUCUCCACAAGUACAGGGAUUUCAAAAAGUCGCUUGAUCAAGUUCAUCGUGAAGGGAAAACUACUGGUGUUGCACAGUCGGCAGUAGAUUCUCUCAUUGCGCUUAUGAAGAACCCUUCAACACCUCAGCGCUUCUGGCUACCAAUUUUAAAUGACUCGUUAAAGCUCCUUGACUGGCCCGAAGGUCCUCUACUAAACGUUGAGCAGACCAAUCUUUUGUUGAAUAAACUACAAGAGCUCUCAAUGGCGAGAUUGCAGCCCGACUUCGUUGAAUCCAACUUGCCACCUCUGGCCUUGAGCUCCAUCAGGUUGGCCCUUGCAAAAAAUCUUGGACAUGCAUUUCUGGACGGGUGAGGAUGAUGUACACUACGUCGCGCUCGAUCCCAUACCCCAGGUGGCUGCAGUUAUCUGUCACCAUCGAAAAAACUAUAAUCGUACAGUUUGUCGUCAUGACAUGUUUGGACUGGUCCAGCCUCACCAGUUGUACUCAUGGUCAUGGUGUCCUCAAUUGUUGCUACUAUUGGGACUUUUACCAUUUUGUGUUGGUUUUUUACAUUAGGUAAAUUAAUACGUUAUCAAGAAUCGACUCAAACCAUUCUGCUUGUGGAUCCUGCUAUAAGACGUACAGUACAGGGUGAAAAUUUUUA
Molecule: messenger RNA, 2511 nt
Organism: Momordica charantia (bitter melon)
Lineage: Eukaryota; Viridiplantae; Streptophyta; Magnoliopsida; Cucurbitales; Cucurbitaceae
Product: nuclear pore complex Nup85-like protein
Biological process (GO): mRNA export from nucleus; positive regulation of DNA-templated transcription; protein import into nucleus
Cellular component (GO): nuclear pore outer ring
Molecular function (GO): structural constituent of nuclear pore
Source: RefSeq, a predicted model, not a curated record